GUAACUACAAUUUACCAGUUGUACUUGUUCGAGUUAAACAAUCAACAAGUCAAGCAGUCAGCAAAAGGGCCACCAUGAAAGUUUUGUUGUGUUUUGCAUUAUUGUGUGCUGUUGUCGUUUUAGCCAAACCAACAGAAGACACUCAAAAUGGCCUUAAGAAAAAACUUGAUGAACAUAGUCCACCACUAUCACUCAAAAUCGAAAAUGAAUCAGCUUCUGAUCAUGCACUUCGAGUAGAACGCAGUGAACAAAAACUAACGUCUGUAAAAUCAACUAUUGAUGGAGAAACACCAAAAACUAUGUCAAACGGAUUAAACACAAAUCUAUUAGAGAACGAAAAAUCGAGACACUCAAUACUCACCUCAUUUGGACCAAAACCACAAGUGUACCCUUCUGCUAGUAUUAUUAGUUCAUCAUAUUCAGCACCAUCUAUACCUUAUGUACAAUCAUUAGUUUCAUAUCCAUCAUCUGCAAUAGUAUCUAAUGGAGCCGUAUCAUCUAAUGGAUUACUACAUACGACAUACGGUUUAGGAUCACCUCUUGCAUCAGGACCAAUUAUUGCAUCUGGAUCAUCUUAUGGUUCAUCUUUUCCAGCUCCAGUUAUCCCCACAACAUUAGCUAAUCAUGUUCCACAUCACGGUGGUCUUAACAUUGCUCAACAAAUUAUCCAUAAACCUGUCAUAACUGAACUACAAGAAGUUAUACAUAAACCAGUAAUCACAGAGGUGGAAGAAAUCAUUAAUAAGCCAGUUGUACAAGAAGUUCAACAAGUUAUCCACAAACCACUUUACACUGAGCAUAUUGGUCUUAGUCCAUCCUACCACGGAUAUCAACAGCACAUCCACAAACAUCCUGUAUACCAACAAUCAGUACAACCAACAGUUCACCAUCCAAUAGCUCACGGCAACACUAUUCAUUUGGCUGACCAAUAUGAACAUGCUGUUACUACUACAACUACUACUGAAUAUUGCGCACCUGGCACUCUUGGUUGGACAUCAAACUCUGGAUACAACUUGGGAUUAGAUUAUGGUUCUGGUUUUGUUUCUGGAUAUGGAGCUGGUAUUCCUUAUGCACCAAUCUCAGGAGCUUUAUCCAACGUUGCAUCAUAUUCUUUACCAGCAGCAGCUUCAGUUGGCUACACUCAAUUUUCUCCAUUGUCUUACGGUUAUUCUACUCCAGCUUCUGUAGGCUAUUCUACAUCAGCUCCCGCUUCAAUUGGGUACACUCAUGUUUCUCCAUUGUCUUAUAGUUAUUCUUCUCCAGCCUCAAUAAGUUACGCUGCUCCAGCUUCUGUAGCUUACACAUCAUUGCCUGCCAUUACAAGCCCAUCUUAUGCAGUAAGUUCUGUAAAUUACUUGAAACCUACAUCUACUUGUAGAACCGGAAAUGAAGAAGGAUGUAAAAAUAUUGAAGAAAAGUCAUCAGAAGACAAUGUUAAAGGAAAAUCUGACGAUGAAAUUACAUUUGAUACUAUCCAGCCUUAUCAACAACAACCAAAUGAAAGCCAACUGUUAAAUAGAAAUAGUGAAGACACUAAGAUAGAUCUUGACGCUCUUUCUAAGAAUAUACAAAACAAUGAAGGUAUGAUGAAGAAAUUUAGAAAACUCUUAGCCGAAAAUAAUAUGUCUGAUUCUCAGACCGAUAAAAAACAAGAUAAACAAAUUCAAAUGGUGGCUCCUUCGGUAUCUGACUGAUUUUAAUAAAAAAAUAUAUAUAUAAUAGUCUACUAAUACUUCAAAUUUAAAUAUUUUAAUAAAUUGACUGCUUAAUAUUUAAA
Molecule: messenger RNA, 1777 nt
Organism: Daktulosphaira vitifoliae (grape phylloxera)
Lineage: Eukaryota; Metazoa; Arthropoda; Insecta; Hemiptera; Phylloxeridae
Exons: 2
Coding region: 75-1694 (539 amino acids)
Source: RefSeq, a predicted model, not a curated record